Molecule: messenger RNA, 2500 nt
Organism: Salpingoeca rosetta
Lineage: Eukaryota; Choanoflagellata; Craspedida; Salpingoecidae
Exons: 16
Coding region: 1-2223 (740 amino acids)
Biological process (GO): regulation of cilium assembly
Cellular component (GO): centrosome
Source: RefSeq, a predicted model, not a curated record
AUGUCAACAACGUCCUCGUCACCGCGGUCGCACUCGUACACGUGCACAAGCUCGACAUCCAGCUCACAGCGACACUCUGGCGAGGGCAACGGCGGUGGCGGUGACGGUGGGACUGCAGGCACGCACACCCGCCGUGACCGCUCUGGAUAUGCUGAACUGCCCCCGCGCGCGGCGACGCUGGUCGUACAGUGGGCGGACCGGGUGCGUGCGAAAGAGCUGCGUCGGCAGGCCAAGCACCAACACCACCACUUUUAUGUUGACGGCAACAACAACGACAACCGCGUCCUCGACCUCUCCUCCUCCUCCUCCUCGUCAGAAGGGGGUGGACAGGCGCCAUCGCCUGAUGCUGGGCGCGGCAGCGGUGGUCGAAGCAAGCGCAGUGGCAAGCGGGACAAACACGUGCACUUCCACUACAAGCCAGACUCCGAGGCAGAGCAAGGGCGCCGUGGUGGUCGCCGUGCUGGUGGUCGUGGGCGAGAUAAGGGUGCAGGCCAAGGAAGAUACGGUGACACGCGCUAUGCACGCGGCAUGCAUGGUGACGUGUUUGACGAGAACGCCUAUGACGAUGACGGCGAUGGCUUUGGAAACGACAACACCGCUGAUCAGGGCCGUACGACCGAUUACGAGAGGCGAUUUCAGCGCGCGCCUUACAACGAAGCACGCGGCAAGUACGGAGCGUCGUCGGCUUCGACUCAUCCCACCGCAGCACGUGCUGGUAGCGGUGGCGGUCGCGCUGGUCGUGGUGAUGAUGCUGGCCGGACAAUGAUGGAGCAGGUUGACGACUUUGAGGACGCAAACAGAGCACUGCGCCGCCUGUUGUCGCCGUCAACAGCACCGCGUGACCCCGUGGUUGCGCGCGAACGUGAUAUCAUCUUCAAGAAGCUUGAUUUGAUGGAGCGCGCCAACAAGCGCCUUCAAGAGAAGCUGCAGCGACGGGAAGCUGAGAAGGCCGCGCUGGAAAACCAAGUCGAGCACACGUCCGAGCUGCAACGCGCAUUUGAGGACAUCAAGACGUCGCUCAGGGAAUCCAAAGCAAAGGCCGACAAGAAGCUGAAGGAGAAAUCGCGCGAAUGUCUGCGGCUUGAAGAGGAACUGGCGCGCGUGCGUGCAACGCAGUCCUAUUCCUCCAAUGCGAUGCGGGAUUUCCAGCAAGCGGUGAGCGACUUGGAAGCACGCGCGGCGGGCGAAAAGGCCGCGAUGAAGCGUGCACACAAGGAGACGAAAAAACGGCUGCGGCAGUGUGAGUCUGUCCUGCAGCAAGUUCGGCAGGACUUGGACGUUGCACAGAACAACUUUGAGCUGGCGGUGCGUGAUCGUGACGCAGAAGCGCAGAGGCGACAGCAGCUGGAGGAGAAGCUGGAUGAGGGCGAGCGCGAACGCGACUCGCUGACACAGCAGCUUCAUGCACGCGGUGCGGACCUGAGCGCGUUGGAGGAUCGCUUGAACACAACAACAGCGGCAACAGAGGAGACAGUGGCCGAUCUGAACCACAAACUCGACGCUGCACGCACGCAGAUUGCGACACUCAAGAGCAAACUUGCAACUGCAGAAGAGCUGGCAGAGACGCGACGAAACAUGCUGUCAGAGCAAGGCGACAUCAAGGACUCAGCACUCAGGCGCGCAAACGAAAUGAUCGAUAACAUCAGAGAUCAGCUGGCCGCAACGCAAGAAAGCGAGCAGAAAACAAAGGAAGAAUUGCGUGACACCACGCAUCAGCGCGACGCCCUGCGCCGGGAUCUCGAAACGACCCAGCAGCGCAUCGAAUCUUUGCAGGAGACGUCAGAGAAUCAGCGAAAGCAAAUCUCCUCUCUCGAGGGCACAACACAGCGCCUGGAACUGCAGGUUGAGUCGCUGGAGAGAGACGUGAGCGAAGCACGUGAGCGGGCGACAUCGCUUGAGCGCGAUCUCAACACCGCCCGCAGCGAACACCUCAGGACAACAGGACAACAGACCGAGGAGGCACGACAGCAACAGCAGCGCUUGAAUGAGCGCAUUGCUGCCCUCGAGGCCGAGCUUAAGGCCACGAAGGACGCGCUCCAAGCGACUGAACAGGCCAAGUUGGAUGCGCAGCGCAAGGCUGCUGCCGAGUCUCUUGCGCUGCGCGAAAAGCUCGACUACGCCAACACAGAGAAGCGAACGCUGAAGAACUAUGUUGCAUAUGUCAAGUCGACGUUCAACUCUGUGUUCAAGGAUGCUGAGGGGGAGCCUGGCGAAUGCGAUUGACUGUGAAAUGAAAUGAGUGGUUCACGUCACUCUGAUGUUGCAAUGCAUCAGCAAUGUCUAACCACUGUCGUUUCACGAACACAACUAUGCCCGCAUGCACUCUUUGUGCACUCUGUGUUUUGUUUUACAAUGUUUGUGCUCAAACUAUCUGCCCCUUCUUCUGAACAGCAUCCACCAUCUGCCAUUGUCUGUGUGUCCUCGCUGCUGUACAUAGACACACGAUUUUCUGUCAUCACAUUCGUGUUCCCCGCUGCUUUCAUUUCCCUCGACACCUGGC